Molecule: messenger RNA, 372 nt
Organism: Penicillium antarcticum
Lineage: Eukaryota; Fungi; Ascomycota; Eurotiomycetes; Eurotiales; Aspergillaceae
Exons: 3
Coding region: 1-372 (123 amino acids)
Source: RefSeq, a predicted model, not a curated record
AUGGAUUCAAACUUAUCCCGGCAGAAACUCAAGAUAUCGAAUAACAAAUAUCCAAUUACAGUCCCCGAUACUACCCAGUCCACAUCGGCAAGAUGGCUUCCAAUAGCCUUGUCUCUUGCCUGUGGCUAUAUUAAUAGUGAACGCAGAGAAAAAAGAUACGUCGCCUUGAAGGUGAAUAUCCCCAACUCAAUGUUUCACCACAAACUCCCUUUCUUCGAAAAUAUAUAUGUCUUGAGUAUUUUCAUGUCGGACGAGAAAACAUUCGCAGCUUCUACGAGUCAUUCACUGUCACUAGCCCAGAUGGGUCGCACAUCCCGCAUUCGGAAGGCUGGGUGGCUUUCAAAGAGGGCCUCCGAACAAGCGGCUUUGUAA